AAUUGCUUGAGGCUAGGAGUUCGAGGGCAGCCUGAGUAACAUAGCAAGACCAGAUCCCCACCCCCACUCCCAAAAAAAGAGUGAGAUGUUAGAUUUUGAAGGGAAAGCGAGGGUUAAAGAAACACACACCACAAACACACACACACACACACACACGGAGGUUCAAUGGCAAAUGCGGGAUUUGUGUCCGGCAUAACACCUACAGAGUUGGGGAACCAACCUGAUGCCAGUGCCUACCAUUGCUUACAGGCUGGGGCACUUGUAGGCCUGAGCAGGAGGGGUCUGGGCAGUAUGGCUUGCUGCCAGGGAAGAUGUUGAUAAGACAAUUUGGCUCUUGUUCCCACAGAAUGUAAUGUUCCUUGCACUUUUUGCCAGCACAAUAUGAUAAAGGGCAGGCUGUUACUCACAGCCCGAACCCCUGUGGAAUGUUUUACCUUGAUUAAGGUCUGAGAAAUGGUGGGAGACUUACAAAAUGAUGCAGUUUGGGCUAACAAGAGAGAACCAGAGGAAGAAUAAGGUAGUUGGCAGAACUCGAGGAGGAGACCAGAUCAGGAGGGACCACAAGGACAGGAGAAUUAGCAUCGAGAGACUGGCUAAUCUUUUUAGAAAACUCUUGAGUUUUGAGAAAACUUCACAGUGAUCUCCAUUAAAGGUCUAUUAAAAGGCCUUUUUGUCAUUCAGUGAUAUGUGUCUGGCCCUUGAGACUUUAGUUUAACACUAUCCAAAUUAUCUUAUUUGCAUAACCCCCUUUUCAAAGUUGAAAAUAUUGAUUAGCCCCCGGAGAGUUGCAGGUGAGGAAAUGGGGUUCUAGAAUCUGGCAGGGCAGUGUGAUGUGGAAGGGCACGUUUACUCUUCCACAAGAUGUGACAUGGCUGACACUGGACCACAUCAGCUUAAGAUUUUCCCCAAAGGGGGUUGUGGCAUAUUGGUGAUAGCCAUGCUGUUACAUGUGCAUAUUUCCAUUUAGAACAAACUAUACCACACUAUACACAUGGAUUGACACUUUGCUCUUUUAAUACAUCCUGGAGAUGUUUUAUAUCAAUACAUAUGAAACUUUCUUUUUAAUAACUUUAUAGUAUUCCAUUAUAUGAAAGCACCAUAUUUUGUUGGCUGGUGAAGAGGUUUUUCUAUAUUAUGCUAUCACACAGCAUUAUAGUGAAAGCCUCUGUGAAUAUGUGACAGUGUAUCUGUAGCAUAUCAUCUAAAAAUAGAUGAAUAUUAGAUCAAAAAGAAUCUUUUGGAUCAUCUAGAAAUGCUAACAUCAAAAUAGAAUUAUUGAAACGAGGAAAAUGUCAGGUGCUUCCUAUGUAUUAGGCACUGUGGUGGUACUGGGAAUUAACCAAGAAACCAGUUAAACUUGCUCCUUGCCGUCAUAUAAUUUUACAUCUGACUGGGGGAGACAGACUCACAAAAGCCGACAGGCAAAAAUUACAAAUUACGGUAUGAUGUGAAGAAAGUUCAGUGGGUACAUAUGCAAGUUUGUUACAUGAAUAAAGUGCAUGGUGCUGGGGUUUGGUGUAUGAAUGAUUUUGUCACCCAGGUGGUAGCAUAGUACGCUUUUCAAUCUUCACUUUCCAUUCACCUUCCACCCUCAACUCACAAGGAAAUGACCCUACCAGCCAUCGGACCUCUCAGCAGGCUGGACCCAACUUAGCCCUUUUCUGCGAGGCCUAAGCGGCGGCACCAUCGAGUCGCGGUCCUCCAGCGUUCCUAGAGCGGAGAAGACAGUGCUCCGAAGAGCUACAGCUGACCCUCGGCGAUGCGCUAAGACGCUGUUUCAGAGCGUUUGGCCUUUCUGCGGCCCCUUGGCCAGGAGUAUCCCUGAAGAUACAGUCGAAAUAAAGUUUUCAAAACAGGGAGAGCAGUCUGAAGCUGGGGAUGGCGACAGCAUUGGUGAGUACCCAUUCCCUGGCUCCCCUGAAUCUGAAGAAGGAGGGGCUUCAGGUAGUGAGGGAGGAUCACCACCCUACUUGGAAAGAGGGAUUCAAGCUGCAAAGAAACAGUAAAGGCCUUGGACAGGAGCCAUUGUGCAAACAGUUGAGGCAGUUGCAUUAUGAAGAGACCACAGGACCUCGAGAAGGACUAAGUCGGCUCAGGGAGCUCUGUCACCAGUGGCUACAGCCCGAGACCCAUACCAAGGGGCAGAUCCUGGGGCUGCUGGUACUGGAGCAGUUUCUGACCAUCCUGCCUGAGGAGCUCCAGGCCCGGGUGCAUGAGCAUCACCCAGAGAGCGGGGAGGACGUGGUUGUUGUUCUGGAGGAUUUGCAGCUGGAUCUUGGAAAAACAGGACAACAGGUGGACCCAGACCAGGCAAAGAAACAAAAAAUGCUGGUGGAGGAGUUAGCCCCUCUGAGAGGACUGCAGGAGCAGCAGGUUCGGCCUGAGUGUGAAGUUACAAAGCCUGAGAAAGAGAAGGGUGAGGAGACAAGGAUUAAGAAUGGGAAGCUUGUUGUAGUUACAGACUCUUGUGGAAGAGUAGAGUCAUCUGGGAAAAUAUCUGAACCUAUGGAGGCUCAUAAUGAAGGCUCUAACUUGGAAAGGCAGCUGGCCAAGCCCAAAGAGAAGACUGACUAUAAAUGCUCAGAAUGUGGGCAGGGAUUCAUCCAGCACUCGGACCUGAUUGAACAUGCGAGUACACACACGGGAAAAAAACUCUGCGAGUCUGAUGUGUGUCAGAGUUCUAGCCUUAGAGGACACCAGAAAGUCCUCUCUAGAGAGAAAGGUCAUCAGUGUCAUGAGUGUGGGAAAACCUUUCAGAGGAGUUCACACCUUGUCAGACAUCAGAAAAUCCAUCUUGGUGAGAAGCCUUAUCAGUGCAAUGAGUGUGGCAAAGUCUUUACCCAGAAUGCAGGCCUUUUGGAACAUCUCAGAAUUCAUACUGGAGAGAAACCUUAUCUAUGUAUCCAUUGUGGAAAAAAUUUUAGGCGCAGCUCUCACCUUAAUCGACACCAGAGAAUUCACAGUCAGGAGGAGCCCUGUGAGUGCAAGGAGUGUGGAAAAACCUUUAGUCAGGCCCUACUCCUCACCCACCAUCAGAGACUCCACAGUCACUCCAAAAGCCAUCAAUGUAACGAGUGUGGAAAAGCUUUCAGUUUGACCUCAGACCUUAUUCGACACCACAGAAUUCAUACUGGAGAAAAACCUUUUAAGUGUAGCAUAUGCCAGAAAGCCUUUCGACUAAACUCACACCUUGCUCAGCAUGUAAGAAUCCACAAUGAAGAAAAACCCUAUCUGUGUAGUCAAUGUGGAGAAGCCUUCAGGCAGAGGUCAGGUCUUUUUCAACAUCAGAGAUAUCACCACAAAGACAAACUGGCUUGAUGAGGUGUUCUCUCCUUGUAGAACAUCAGAGAGGGCACAUUGACUAGCACUUUAGGAAAAGUCACCAUAGCCCACUGUGGCAUCAGAAAAUUCUUGGGGGCUGAGUUGGAGGCUCCCUGCCUCUGUUUCCUCUCCUUUGCUUUCCUUGGAGUCAGCUUUGGACCACAAUAAUUUCACCCUAGAUGGUAUAAUACGAUCAAAGUUAAACAGCAUUCUUCACUGCAGCACAUCUCAGAGCCUUUAACAUUACUGCAUGAUUAUAUACUCUAAGCAAUAGAGAGCUUCAUGACUAAGGGCUUUGAAGUCAGCAGUGAAUCAAGUGCCCACAGAUUUGCAGGCUUAAGCAGAACAAGGGAAGAUUGAUAUUUUUGCAUAUGCUAUAGCAACUUACUCUUAUAAAACUCAUGAUGUUGGAAGUAUACCACUCUCAAAGGUGUCUUAAAGUACAGGUUAAUGGUGAACAUUUUCCCCCAGUGGCUUUACGUCAUUCCUUCCACUGGCCUUACCCUUCCCUUCCCCAGUGGAAGCAUUUUC
Messenger RNA from Sapajus apella (tufted capuchin), 3852 nucleotides. RefSeq names its product zinc finger and SCAN domain containing 26 (gene ZSCAN26). The record is from RefSeq and is a predicted model, not a curated record. The transcript has 6 exons. NCBI's taxonomy places the organism in Eukaryota, Metazoa, Chordata, Mammalia, Primates, Cebidae. Bases 1879 to 3318 code for a protein of 479 amino acids. Gene Ontology annotation, biological process: negative regulation of transcription by RNA polymerase II; regulation of cytokine production; regulation of immune system process. Gene Ontology annotation, molecular function: RNA polymerase II cis-regulatory region sequence-specific DNA binding; DNA-binding transcription factor activity, RNA polymerase II-specific.